UGAGGUCAUAGGCAGGAAACAUCUCUGGCUGUCUGUCAUCGGUAUCUUGACAAGGGCUUAGAAUCGAUUGUUGGUAAAUCCUCUUCAGUUUAGGGAGACGAAAAAUGUAGUGCAGGAAUAUUGGAUGGAUACCACUGAGUGGUACCAGGAACUGUUUUCCACGAUUUUAACGUUUUUGUUCAUCGGAUACUUUCGUUUUGGCCGAUAAACAUCCGGAAGAGUAAUGACAAAUUUGACCGAGAAAUUAGGACGCUUUUAAAAGUUGAUCAUCGGUGGGUGAAUGUGGCAUUUACCCACAUCCAUGUAAGAAGACGAGGCGACAUGCGCCAUAUAGAUCCGUCGGUUCACAAACUAAUUGGAUAGCCUGGGAAAUCCUUAAUACAUCCGCUGCUACGACAGUGUGUGAGCUUAAGUCUCAGGCUACUUUUUCAGUUGACAAUUUAUCAAAAUAGGAAGGUAUAAAUAGGCUAAAUGAUAUUUAAUCAUGUCCCAUGCACAAAAUCAAGCAAAAGCGAUCCCGGGAUUGAAGAAGAGCGUUAUAACGGAAGAAUACAAAGUUACGAGUCAAGUACUUGGUAUGGGCAUAAAUGGCAGGGUCCUGGAAGUAUUUCGGAAGAGCAACGGUCAAAAGUACGCCUUAAAGAUGCUGCUGGACUGCCCCAAGGCUCGGCGAGAGGUGGAGCUGCACUGUCGAGCCUCUACAUGCCCUCACAUUGUGGGCAUCGCUGACGUCUACGAGAACCUCUACCAGGGCAAGAAGUAUCUCCUCAUCGUCAUGGAAUGUAUGGAAGGGGGUGAGCUGUUCAGUUGCAUCCAGAAGAGAGGAGACCAGUGCUUCACAGAGAGAGAGGCUUCAAACAUCAUGAAGCAUAUCGGAGAAGCCAUCCAGGCCUUACACGCCAUCAACAUUGCACAUAGGGAUGUCAAGCCCGAGAACCUCCUGUACACAUCAAAACGAUCAGACGCCGUGCUCAAACUGACAGACUUUGGGUUUGCCAAAGAGACCGUGUCACACAACUCACUAGCCACACCCUGCUACACACCUUACUAUGUCGCCCCAGAGGUCCUUGGUCCAGAGAAAUAUGAUAAGUCCUGUGAUAUGUGGUCCCUGGGGGUCAUCAUGUACAUACUUCUGUGUGGCUACCCUCCGUUCUACUCCCUGCACGGCCAGGCCAUGUCGCCCGGCAUGAAGACGAGAAUUCGGAACGGCCAGUACGGGUUCCCCGCCGACGAGUGGUCGGAUGUGUCAGAGGAAGCAAAGCAGCUGAUUAGGCUGUUGCUGAAGACAGAACCCACCGAGAGGAUGAAUAUCACAGAGUUCAUGAACCACCCCUGGAUACAGUCAAUGGAAGUUCCCCAGACACCUCUCCACACAAGUCGAGUCCUGAAUGAAGAACUAGAAGCUUGGGAAGAAGUGAAGAAGGAAAUGACCAGUGGCCUAUCAGAAAUAAGAGUGGACUAUGACCAGGUCAGAAUAAAAAAUGUUCAAGACUCACACAAUCCACUUCUGAUGAAGAGGAGGAAGAAGGCUGGCCUUGCAUCUUAAGAGCCACCAGGGCUACGAAACACACACACACACACACACCUCUUUAGUAUGAUUCUAAACACAACUACUUCACAUCCAGCAAUAAAGUUCAUAUUUUAGGUAUGGAAGAUUGCGUUUUUUACCCUGCAAGCAGUUUACACACAGUGACUUUAUUAUCUUCAGCUGUUUUCACUGAGAUUUUAUAAUCCUGUUGCAGUGAUGUAUCAUCAUUACUGCAACGUCUCUUUCAGAAAAUCCGUAAAUAAUCUGUUCCAUAUGGGAGCAGCAUUGCGGCCUCACGCAGAGCACUCAUAACGUGCACAUGUACACAAAGGCAAAUUACUAAACGCUUUUCUGAUUCCAUUCUUCUUUGUCCUCUCAUGUCUCAUGAGAACUGUCGCUCUCUACACAAAGUCUGAACACAAUUCACCACCCUGUGUUAAUAAAACUGCAGGUCUUAUCAUG
Molecule: messenger RNA, 1990 nt
Organism: Sardina pilchardus (European sardine)
Lineage: Eukaryota; Metazoa; Chordata; Actinopteri; Clupeiformes; Clupeidae
Product: MAP kinase-activated protein kinase 2-like
Exons: 10
Coding region: 485-1546 (353 amino acids)
Biological process (GO): peptidyl-serine phosphorylation; protein autophosphorylation; cellular response to vascular endothelial growth factor stimulus
Cellular component (GO): cytoplasm; nucleus
Molecular function (GO): mitogen-activated protein kinase binding; calcium/calmodulin-dependent protein kinase activity; calmodulin binding
Source: RefSeq, a predicted model, not a curated record